CGAGGUCCAGCUGCGGCCUACGCGAGGGGCUGCGAAGCGGUGCGGGCGUUCUUUGCGCAUCCAGCGCAGAAAAGGUCGGUCAGUGGGACUACAGACCCGGCUCAACGACGAGCAUGGACGCCGGGCUGCGAGUCGCGACCUUCGUAGCCGCGGCUGCUGCACUGCUGACCGCUACAAUAACGGCGGCCGAGUACUCUUCAAGAGAUCGGCCGCGGAUUGUGCUGGACAAUGGCAACAUGGUGUUCCAGGUGCCCAGCACGAAAAACAUCAGCUUCCGCACCAGCUCGGGUCGUGGAGGAAUUUUUCUCAACGGACGGGACGUGGCUGAGGUCCUUGCCAAGGUCUCAGAGGCAGCGCGGACAAUUGAACCAAUAGCAACGAGCAGUCAGCUGCAGACUCUGACAGAAACUAUGGAGUCCGUAACUACCCUUCGCUCGCAAAUGGGCCAGCUGAGCACCAAAUGUCGACAACUGCAAACUCGGGUUCGGAGGCUAGAAAGCAACAUUACUCGGACACUGCAAGUUCCCUUGAACCGGCUGGUGCAAGCACUACGAAGACUCCGAAAUGGGCUUAACCAAGAUCCCUGCCGGUCAAAUCCGUGCAGCCAUGGAGGAACAUGCAUCGGCCGCUUCAACGCAUUCACAUGCCUCUGUCCACCGUCGUGGGAGGGAACCCGGUGUGAAGAGGACGUGGACGAGUGCUCCCACUGGGCGGGUAGUGAUCUCGGCUGCCAGAACAACGCCCGGUGCAUAAACACGCCCGGAAGCUACCGCUGCGAGUGCGCACGGGGAUUUUACGGGGCCCGUUGCACGGAGAGUCAGGACAGCUGCACGACAACAAGCUCGAGCGCUCUCUGUGACCACGGCACCUGCGUCAGCCUGCCCCGGACGAACGACCCACCGUACAUGUGCCUGUGUGAACAAGGCUGGACCAAGGGAUUCGGCCAGCAGUCGUGCUCUGUGGAUGUGGACGAGUGUAGUACGGGUCACCACUUCUGCUCGAGAAACCCGCCCGUGGCCUGCAUCAACUACCCGGGAGGUUUCGGAUGUGGACCGUGCCCGAGUGGUUACUCGGGAGAUGGCUACACCUGUUCUGACAUCGACGAGUGCCUCUUCAACAAUGGCGGAUGCUCCCAAAAUCCCCGCGUGGACUGCUUCAACACUGUCGGCUCUCGCUUCUGUGGCCCUUGCCCUCCAGGAUACGUUGGUGAUGGUGUGAGUUGCAGUUACGUGGGUGCUUGCAACGUCAAUAACGGAGGCUGCAGUCCGAUUGCCACAUGCAUCGUUCGCUCGGGCGCCUUCCACGAGUGUCGCUGCCCUCCGGGGUACAUUGGAAACGGAGUCGGGCCUAGUGGUUGCCUGCGCCAGGGUGAACCCGGUGCGGGCGGUCCGUCGCAGCCUCAGCCUUUGUUGCCUCCAGUCUUGGACCCGUGUGCAGCCCAGCCUUGCAGGCAUGGCUUCUGCCAGAUUCGGGGAAACGACUUCCUGUGCGUCUGCGAGACGGGCUACUCGGGCCGGCUGUGCGACCGCGCGGGCGACGGGUGUUCCAGUGCCCCGUGUCUCAACAACGGCACUUGCAGCGGUGGACCCGCGGGCGGCUUCGUGUGCAGCUGCACACCCGAGUGGACAGGACCCACGUGCGAGGAACCGAGGCAGAGCUGUGAAGACACUAUCUACGGCGUCAACGGAACUCUUCGCUACCCAGAAAACGGCGGGCAGUACACUCACAAGCGUGACUGCACCUGGAUCAUCCACACUUCUCAGGAUAUGGUCCUCAAUCUCACUUUCACAACGUUUCACCUGGAGGAGGGUCACGAGUGUGCCUUCGACUACCUGGAGAUCCACGAUGGUCCCACGUCGUCCCGCCGCACCAUCGGCCGGUACUGCGGCACUUCUCUGAGCGGCAGCAGCGUGGUGUCGACUCAGUCGGCGCUCUACCUGCACUUCCACUCGGACAGCUCGGUCGCCGGUGACGGCUUCGCCAUCGAGUGGAUCAGCGUCGAUCCCGAGUGUGGCAAAGUAAUGCCGGCGGCGAACGUGGGUUCGGUGAGCUCUCCGGGAUACCCUGACCACUACCCGUCAAACCGGAACUGCUUAUGGACGCUGGCUGUGCCGGCAGGAAAACGAAUCCAGCUUCACCUUGCUACAGUCCAGAUGGAACACCACCCCAACUGCUCAUAUGACUACCUAAAGAUCUACGAUGGUGCCAGUGAACAGGACCGGCAGUUGGCCGUCUUCUGUGGCACCAACAACACGGCUGGAGAACGUCCUAUCCUAAGCUCGGGUCACAACAUGCUCGUCCAAUUCCACUCGGAUGAGUCGAGCACCGACACUGGUUUUUACGCCACCUAUGCUGCCGUGCCUGCGGUCCCCGGUUGCGGUGGCGUCAUGUCUCGCGACAAAGGCCGCUUCUCUUCUCCGGGCCACCCGAACCCCUACGAGAACGGGCUUCUCUGCGAGUGGGAGAUACGAGCCUCGCCCGGUGAACGACUGCGCCUCACCUUCGAACGCUUCGAGCUGGAGAGCCACCCGAACUGCAAGUGGGACGCCCUGGAGAUCUUCGACGGAAGCGACGACCGGUCGCCGCUCCUGCGUCGUGCUUGUGGGGACAGCACGCCUCCUCCCGUGCAGUCCACGGGAAGCGCGCUCUUCGUCCGCUUCAAGACGGAUGAGAACACGCGGCUCCAGGGUUUCAGCGCCCUCUACGAGACAGUGUGCGGUGGUCGGUGGACGGGCCUGCAGGGCGAGCUCACAUCUCCGCGUUACCCGUCGGUGUAUCCGCGCAACCGGCACUGCAACUACACCAUUCAAGUGCCGCCGGGCAACGUCAUCAAGCUGGCGGUCCAGACCUUCGACGUCGAAAAUGAUGAGAACUGCAACUACGACUACCUCGAGAUAACAGAACUCGCCCGCAACGGCUCAACCACUCGCAUUGGUCGCUAUUGCGGCCCCUCCGCGCCCCCGGUGAUUACCUCAACAUAUAACCAGCUGCGGUUGGUGUUCCACACUGACCACUCCAACGAACACCACGGCUUCAUGGCAAACUACACUGCUGUUGAUAUCGGCUGUGGUGGCGUGCUGACCGAGUCCGGCAGCCUGGCGAGCCCCGCAACUCGUGCCGCCGCAAGCGACCACAGCGACGGUGGAGACGACGGCACAAGCGGGGGCAGCGCCGAGGCGUACCGGCACAACAUGAUGUGCCGCUGGAUCCUCCGCGCCCCGCCGGGUCACACGGUGCGCCUGACUUUCACGCACUUUGUGCUCGAGGACUCGUCAAACUGCUCGUACGAUUACGUCGAGGUACACGACACCUCGGACCAGAUGAUCGGAAGGUACUGUGGCCUGAAGGCUCCGCCGACACUGACGUCAUCAGGCCGGCAGCUUCAAGUGAUCUUCCGCACCGACGACAGCGUCACUCGAGAGGGCUUCCUCGCUCACUACAUCUUCCUCAACGAGAGGACGGCCUGCGGCGGCGACUACUACCUGUCCCAGGGCGUUGUCAGGUCCCCGCUCUACCCGCGUGCUUACCUAAGCGAUCGAGAUUGCUCGUGGGUAUUGCACGUUCCCGAUGGCCGCCAAAUAAGGCUUAACUUCACGCACUUCGACAUCGCCAGCGAGCCUGCCUGUCGGCCAAGCUACCUCGAGAUCCUAAACGGCGGCCAAGCGACGUCACCGCUGGCGGGCCGCUUCUGCCAGCGGAACGCGCCUGCAAAUUUUGUCUCUGACACCAACACUCUCCGGCUGCACUUCGUUAGUGGCAGCAACCAGGCUUCCACUGGAUUUGAAGUGUACUACGACAGCGCCCUGACAGGGUGCGGCGGUACCACGGGUGGUACCUCUGGCAGUAUCGUGUCGCCCAACUACCCGCAGCCGUACGGUCACCUCGCCGAGUGCCGCUGGAACAUCCGAGUCAAUGAGGGUUCAACGAUAUCCCUCGCCGUCGUCGACAUGGACAUCGAGAGGCACAUCAGCUGCCGGUACGACGCACUCGAGAUCUUCGACGGUGUUUCGGAUCGCGGCAAGCGCCUCGCCCAGUUGUGCAACGACCAGCAGAGGCCGGGACAGCUCCUGUCCACCAGCAACAACAUGUUCCUGCGAUUCCGCACCGACGCUUCGGCUGCCGGUCGGGGAUUCCACGUCGUGUACGCGACACAGUGCAACGUGCGCAUCAAGAACCAACGGCACGGUGUCAUCGAAAGCCCCAACUACCCGGAGCCUUCGCCGCACAAUGCCAACUGCACGUGGACCAUCGAAGCCUUCUCGGGGCACAACAUCUCCAUCGCGUUCUCCUUCUUCGAGCUGGAGCAUGACGCCAACUGCACCUUCGACUAUGUGGAGGUAAACGAAACUGACUCCGACGGUCGUCCCAAGCGACUGGGCCGUUUCUGCGGCGAAUCCUCGCUGCCGGCGCCCGUGGUGUCUUCGAAGAACAUCGUGACGGUGCAGUAUGUGACCGACGGCAGUGUCACGUCGCGGGGAUUCCGGCUCGAGUACGCGUGGCGAGGCUGCGGCGGCGUGCUGGUCAAGCGCACGGGAACCAUUGAGACGCCCAACUACCCGCACGGCUACCCCAAGAACACCGAGUGCCUCUGGAUCAUCAAGGCUCCGAUCGGACAGCGCGUCCAGCUGUCCUUCGAGGACAUGCACCUCGAGUCCAGCAGAGGAUGCCCCUUCGACUUCGUCAGGGUUUACGCUGGGCCCGACUUCACGUCCCCCAAGAUCGCCGAGAUCUGCAGUGCUUCGAGCCGCGUCAGCGAACUCAUAUCGCACGGCAACGAGAUGACGGUGCACUUCCGCAGCGACGUGUCGAUACAGGGCAAGGGGUUGCGCGCCACCUACCGGUUUGACCGGCGCGGCUGCGGCGGCCGCUUCUCGACGCCCUCGGCGGUGAUCAUGUCGCCCGGGUAUCCGGAGAACUACGACGCCCAGGACGACUGCAGCUGGGAGAUACGCGUCGCUCAGGGACACGUGGUGCAGCUGCAGAUACUCGACUUCGGCAUGCCUGCCAGCACCAACUGCUCCGACAGCUACCUGGCCGUUUACGACAACAUGCGCGCCGGUGGCGACCGAGUUUUGCUGCGUCACUGCGGAGACUCGCUUCCCGCUCAAGUGAAUCUCACCAGCACCUCUAACCAGAUUCGCCUGCGAAUGAAGGCUUCUGGAGCCUCGUCUGGAAAGGGCUUCAAGGCGCGCUACAGCACAGCUUGUGGAGCUACGUUGAACGCGGACGCGGGAGGAAUCUUCGCCACACAGGAGUAUCCGCACUUCAGCCCCGACUCGGACUGCACAUGGAUUAUUCGCACAUCGCAGCCAGACGAGCAGGUGAGCCUGACGAUCACGCACCUGAGCCUGCCGACCAACGAGUGCGCCCAUUCGAACGUCACGGUGCACGACGGGGACAGCGCCAACUCUCCCGUGCUUCAGACUCUGUGCACUGCCCAUCUGCCGCCGGCCAUCGUGUCCCGAGGAGGUGCACUUCUGGUGCACAGUUGGCACGCCGUACUCAGAGCCAGCUACGGCGCAUUCAGUUCCGGCUGCGGUGGCACAACCACUUCACUGGAAGGCAACGUGGCCAGCCCUGGAUACCCGGACACCUACACGCCAUCUCGUGACUGUGCGUGGAGGAUCAGUGCCGCCGAAGGGAACAUGAUGCUGCUCACUUUCUCGUUGUUUUCCCUAGAGGAGAGCGAGUUCUGCAACAAAGACUACCUGGAAGUUCGCGAGCGCAACGCCCACGGCAGGCUGCUGGGCCGCUUCUGCGGCGACGAGACCCCGAUGAACAUCACGCUCGCUAACGGGCUCUGGCUUAAGUUCCACUCGGACGACACGGACGUGGCGGCUGGAUUCUUGGCGCACUUUGCCACAAUGCGCAACGUGGACCUGGAAGGGACGGCGGGUGUGAUCGAGUCGCCGCUGUACCCGCACGAAGUCUUCUCGCUGGGAAGCUUCACCUGGCGGAUCCACGUGCCCGACGACCUCUACCCGCGUAUCAGCUGGGACAGCAUGUUCGUCACGGACGAGGAGUGCUGGACCAGCAGCAUCGUGCUGCUUGACGGCAUCGACGAAGGCUCGCCCGAGUUCGCGAAGUACUGCGGCAGCAGGAAGCCAGAUCCCGUGGUGCUUCGCUCGUCGCACGUCCAGCUUCGGUUCACAUCCGGUGGCGGCUACUCCAAGUGGAAGAUGCGAUGGGAGGCCGUCAACAGCAGCUUCCUCCAGAGCAUGGAGCAAAGCAACACCGGGUCCGUGUGCAACUUCCAAAUUGAACUGGCCAAUGCGACGUCCGUUGUCAACAUCACUUCGCCAGGGUUUCCAGAUACGUACGCAGACUUCCUCAACUGCAGCUGGUCUCUGGUGGCGCCCUCAGCGCGUGUUGGCAAGAUCAGCUUCAAUGUGGUUAACCUCAGAAGCUGGGAAAUCAUAGACAACUGCUUCUACGACUACGUCACUGUCUACGACGUGGAUCCCGCGGCAAGGUCCGAACGGCGCAUCCUGCGAAGCAUCUGCGGCCAGAUAGCGAAGGCCGACCUGCCGGCGCCUUUGGUCAGCUCGACACGGUUCAUGAUGGUUCGUUUUUGGAGCACUGACGCCAGUAGGAGCGAAGUGGUCGGCAAAGGUUUCUCGGCCAGCUUCCAGUCAGUGUGCGGCGGCAACAUCACCGAGCCGUUCGGCGUCAUCCAGGAGAGCGACAUUCUGGACUCGGAGAUGCAGUGUCAUUGGCGCAUCAGCUCUGACCGGAGGGUUCCACUGAAGAUCACGCUCGAAAGCAUCAACCUGCCGUCUGAUGGAGGAGCAUGCAGGGACACGUUCAUUCAGAUUCUCAAUGGAGGACAGAGUGACUCCCCUCCGCUGGGCCAGGGCAAGUUCUGUGGCAGCACAUCCAGAGUGCAGGAACUCCCGAGAACCUCAUCACCCACGGCAUACAUCAUCUACCGACGCAGCAGUCCGCAGAAAGGACAAUUCCGGCUGAGGUGGGAGGAAUCGGGCAUCGACUGCGGCGGCCCCCUGCGGUUGAGCAGGGAGCUCAAGACCCGAGAGGUGACGUCACCGGGCUAUCCACACGGGGCUCCAGCGCACGCCGUCUCUUGCGACUGGACCAUCAUGGGUCCGCCCAGGUCACGCAUCAGGGUGGACUUUCCCGACUCAUUCCACAUGCGCCAUGGUUGCCACGACGAGCCUAACGAGCGUCGCAAGGACUACGUCGAAGUGUUUGACGGCGGCACCUCCAACGCGCCCUCACUGGGUGUCUUCUGCGGCUCGGACCGGGGUGAUAGCUUGGUGAGCUCCGGCAACCUGAUCGCCCUGCGCUACGUGCAGACCAACGCUGCAGGAGACUUCCUCGGAUUCAGGUCUACAGUUACGCUGGCCGAGUGCGGCGGCACCUUGUGGCCGUUCAACGAACGCAGCCGAAACUUGGAGGAACUGCGCGAGAAACUGGCCGAAGGCUCCUACUUCGACUGCGCCUGGCAGCUGCGAUCCAUGGACCAGACGGUCGUCACGCUCACCGCCAGGGGACUCGCGCUCGCCGACAGCCCAGGAUGUUCGGGCACCGACUUCCUCGAGGUGCGGGACGGCAACCGCACCGGUCCACUGCUGGCUCAGAUUUGCGGAGCGAACUCGUCGCUGGACGUUCAGUCGUCAGAGAACUCCAUGUUCCUGCGGGUCAAGCUCGGGUCUGGCACACGCCACAACCCGCGUGCCCUAACUCUGCGCUGGCACUCCGAGUUCAGCCACUGCGGCGGGGAGCUCACGGCGCCAGAGGGCACAUUUACGAGUCCGGGAUUCCCGAGACCCCUGGAAGAGCGCCGCCACUGCUAUUGGACGAUCGCGGCGCCCGAAGGAAACCGGGUGUCGCUCACCAUCGACGGAAACAUUAACGACUGCACGGCCGUGCUUCAGAUAAUGGAGCGCUUCUACCGACGCACAGUGGAGUGUGGUCACGCGCUGCCGUUCACCUACGAGUCCUUCCAGAGCCGCAUCGUCCUGUCGUACACUUUCCAACGGCUCGCUGGUGGACAGGGAAUUCGCGUCACCUACAGCACAGUGAAGGAACUUCCUUGCUUUCAGGAGCUGACCGAGAAGAGUGGAACGCUCGAAGCACCCGCCGAGGCGCUGACGACGGGCAGCCACUACGGAUGCGAGUGGUCGCUGGCGCUGACUCCCAACCAGACUCUGGCCGUAACUAUGGACAGCAUCAACUUCACCACGACUGAGAACGCAAACUGCAGGGCCGAGUUUCUGCACGUGUCCCUUCCAGAAUUAGAGCACAUCCUAUCGGUACCACUGGCUCGGAGACUAAUCAGCAGAUAUAAGGCACUACGUGAGCUAAGCGGUCGCCUGUGCAAGCAAGGGGACAGGGAAGUGCUCGUGCCACAGAGCGAGCCAAUCUCCAUCCACUAUUCGAAGGCGCACAACCGAACAUCAGGGGGCUUCUCAGCCUCGUAUCGGGUGAACGACUGCGGUGGACGGAUGAGCAUUCGCGACAACACGGAGUUCAUCGCCACUCCGAGGUUUCCCGACAACUACCCGCCGAACACCGACUGCGUCUGGAUCAUCGAGCCAGACGUCUGGGGCACGCAGGUCAAGCUCAACUUCAGCAGUUUCGCCCUGGAGGACAACUGCAGCGCCGACUGGUUGGACGUGAAGAGCGGCAACAACGCGCUGGCGCCCAGCGUGAACAAGUACUGCGGACAGCGCAGCCCCGUCUCCCUCAUCGGCACCGCGUUCAUGGUCAUCUUCCAUUCGGACGCCGUGGGCACAGCAAAGGGUUUCAACAUCAGCGUCACUGCCGUCGGCCUCGCGUGCGGCGGCCUGGUGCACGGCCGGGGCGAGCAGUCUGUGCAGUCUCCGAACUAUCCGAACCGGUACCCGGCCAACACCGAGUGUGACUGGACCGUGGACGUGCAGCAAGGCUACCGGGCGCGGCUUGCCUUCCGGGGCCGUUUCGACAUCGAGGCCAGCACCGGGUGCAUUGCGGACUACGUCAAGGUGUUCAACGAAGGCCCAGAUGGCCAGUGGGAGCCUCACCCAGUGGGCAGCUAUUGCGGCCUCGAGGCACCGCCGGCCAUCGAGGCAGCCACUCACCGCGCCCGUGUCCUCUUCCGCUCCAACGGAGACGUAGAAGCUGACGGCUUUCGCAUGACCGUCACCAAAGCUUGUGGCGACCGGUACGAGGACGACGAAGGCGAGAUCACAUCACCGCGCUUCCCCGAGAAUUACGCCAACAACCUCAACUGCUCCUACCUGAUCGUGGUGCCGCAGGGAAGCCACUUGGAAAUCACUUUCGACACUGACAACUUCGAACUCGAGAAUGCCGACACCUGCAAGUACGACAACCUAACGCUGUACGAGGGUAACUCGACGUCCUCGCCUGUUCUGGGUGGACCCUGGUGCGGCACCAGUGCACCCGGCAACUUCUCCGUCGCUUCUUCGGUGCUGGUGAUGUUCCGCACCGACUGGAGCAGCACCGGAAAGGGCUUCCGUCUACGAUACCGCAUCUCGCACUGCGGCGGGAACUUGACCGCGGAAAGCGGUUCCUUCAGCCGUCUGGCGACGAGGGUGGACAGCGAAAGCGGGGCUUCCCGGUGCACGUGGCACAUCUAUGCGCCCGAGGGUCGAGUGGUCGAGCUUCGGCUGCAGCUGGGGCCCGACGAACACGCGACACACGGCGACUGCACCGACGCAUUCGUGGCCAGCCAGGUGCUCGUGAUGGACGGUGACAGCGACGCAGCCCCGCGCAUCGCCGUCUUCUGCGGCCGCCACGGAGGACCGGACAUCUUCAAGAGCACCGGGCGCACAAUGACCGUCGUGCUGGCCGUCAAUCCCAUGUACCUGGCCGGAACCGGAUUCAGAGCUUCCUACCGCACCACGCUCGGAGAGAGGCAGGGCUGUGGCGGCACCCUCCGCCAGGAGUCCGGCGUGCUGGCGCCUCCGAGCCGAGACAGCUCGGGCAGCUACCCGGGCGGCCCGCUCAACUGCCUCUGGACACUCGUCUCCCGCUCGGGGUACGGCCUCGAACUGAACGUCACGGCCCUCAACCUGGGAAGCGGAACGCUGCCUUGCAACGCCGCCAGCACCGACUUGCUGGAGGUGUGGGACUCUCUUGACGAGCACCAGGAGCCCCUGAUUCGGCUGUGCGGUCAGCGACCUCCCGAGGCACCGCUGCGCUCGGCCGGCAACACGCUUCUCGUGCAUUUUGUCACCAAGGCCAAGGGAGAAGGACCUGGUUUCGCUGCCGCCUUCAAGGAACUACCACCGCUGUGCGGCGGCAGCGUCAACGUGAGCGGCGACUCGUGGCAGACCUUGCAGAGUCCGGGAUUCCCCAACGCGGCGCCUGCUAACGUCCGCUGCCUUUGGGUGCUUCGAGCACAGGAACCGGUUGUCGCCAGUGGGGCCGUGCAGAUAUUCGACAGCGACGAUGCCUUCCGUGACGUCACCAUUCGGUUGAAAGAAAUGCGCUUGCCAUGCGAGGACGGCGCGUACUUGGCUCUGAUAACCACGCAGAAGUAUUUGCAGCUGCCGCCCGUGCGCUUGUGCGGCCACAGUGUGCCUCAGGAGUGGCUGAAGCCGCACGCCUCCGCCAGCCGGGUACAACUGCUACUCGACACUGGUCGCCGAGGUGGCCAGGCCAAGCUCAAGCUGGAAUACGGUACCAUGGCGAACGCCAACCUGACAUACAGCCAACCUAGUGGCGUCAUACACAACGUCGACUAUCCGGGCUGGACAACCAUCGAUCAUCCGUCGAUGCUGACCAUCGCGCCUGUCAACGCCUCAGCCACGUCAGCUAUCGCGCUCUAUUUCGUUCACUUCAACGUGGGCAACCCUGUGAACAAUUCCUGUCCCAACAUCUUCAUGCAGGUUCGCGACGGUGGCGCCUCAUCGCGGGUCCUGGCUCACGUGUGCGGUGACAUAAACCCUACCCCGGUUUUCUCUACUGGGAACCAGCUCAGCGUCAUCGUCAAAACCACCGCAGCCGCCCACUCUGUGGGCGCAUGGGCGUUGCGCUUCUUAUGGUUUACUACAGCAGCCCGGAAGGAGCCCCGGCAGGUUGCGGUGGCAACGUCACGGCGAACGAGGGCGCCGUGUCAAGCCCGGGCUACCCCACGACUUUCGCUGAGCGCCGAACGUGCACCUGGUUUGUGACGGGACGCGCCAGGGCUACGCUCCAGCUGAGCUUCGUGGCGUUCGCCUUCAACUCGACCGCCGCCAAUUGCGACGCCAACUACCUAGAAGUCUACAACGGACACCAGGACAGUCCUGACGCCAAGAUUACACGCCUCUGCGGCCAGGACAUGCCCGCGACGCUUCAGUCUUCCGGCAGCCAACUUCUCGUCAAAAUGGUCACGAACGAAAAGAACACCGGCGUCGGCUUCUAUGCCAGGUUCAAGGUUCAAAACGACGACCAGUGGAGACGGAUUGGCCUUUCAUCAGGAGGAUAACCAUCACAUCCACCACAGAAAUUGCACUUCUAGUUUAACAAUAUUGCGCAGAAGAAAAUUUUCCAAGAUACGAAGGAAGACUGCAGCAAAACAACACAUCAUCACUGUAUUCAUAACUGUUUCAGGGAGGCUUGACUUUCGGCUAAGCUCUAUGCCCCAUAUUCAUUAAGUUUCUUGUUCCGGAAGCAGACACAAAUCGCCAAACGAACGUACCUGUCGGUGUCACCAUAUUUUUCACAAUAGGUAUUACUUAGCUUAUCCGUUUCGCACAAUGUCAAGCCGAUAAGCGCCAUUUUGGAGAACGCUGACCGCUUAUAUCUUGAACACAUUCGAAUUGUUGCGCACAGCGUAAGAUACAGGUUAAUAUAUCAAUAAAAUCGACAGAAGUCUAUAGGUGUAGAUGAGAAUUUGUAAAGUGAACGUCGUUAACACAUUGCUUACGCAUUACAAUAUGCAAAUAAAUGAGCUAAACAACGCUUUAUUAUUGUUAAGGAUUAUUACAGCUCUGCUCGCCACAUUUGGAAGAGAAAACGACAACACGUGAUGCUUUGUAACGUUAUUUUAGUCCACAACUCUUUCGCAUCCAGCUUCCGAUAAGUGACUGUCAAGACACCAGAGGCGCACUGAGGUAGUAGAGCACACAAGCAGCCACAAAAUUUUUACAUUUAAGGCGACACAAGAAAAUGCACCGUUCUGCAUUACAAAAUAAAUGGCAAUUCAGAAACGACAGAUUCUACCGGACACAUAUUGAAUGGAAAUCAAAAACACCAACACAAUGUGAUACACGAAAGUCUUUAAAGAAUUACUUUAUAUCUGAAAAUAUUUUCUAGCUUUGCGGGCUUGCGCGCGUAUGUUUGUUAUUUUCCCUACUCAAUCAUAAAAUUUCUGAAAAGCGACCGCAGAGCUGCCUGAAAAAAUGUCUUGAGACCACGUAAAAUUAAUUUUUUUUUUUUGUUCGUGUAAGACAUCGUCAUCUGCUGUGCCACCUUCGUCUACUGCGAAACAUUUUGUACAGUACAUGAACCAAUAAAGCGUGUUAUUUAAGUGUU
Molecule: messenger RNA, 12483 nt
Organism: Dermacentor silvarum
Lineage: Eukaryota; Metazoa; Arthropoda; Arachnida; Ixodida; Ixodidae
Product: cubilin
Exons: 67
Coding region: 114-11138 (3674 amino acids)
Molecular function (GO): calcium ion binding
Source: RefSeq, a predicted model, not a curated record